CAGGUCCUCACUGGUCAAGAGCAGCUGGGAAGGACGGGCAGGAGCUCAGUGAUCAAUCAGUGAUUCAAAGCACCUGCGGAGGUCUGGGAAAGCUCAGUCAGUCUGUGAGAAGAAGAGCGAAAGGCGAAGUCAGAAGAGGUGAAGAGGAAAGGAGUGGAAAAUACAGCAGAGGUGAAAGCGCACUGACAGAGGAACAAAAGCAAAUCUUGUCUGAACUCACCCCAGAAAUGGCGACUCGAUGCAGAAAAACUUUCACCAACACCAACGAAACCACAACGACACCUGAUGCUUCAGGCCAGUCAGACCUACUGCAGGGAAAUGGGGUCACUGAACUUCCUGUCAUUACGAUGUUGAUGCAAGUCACUGCAAACGCAGGUCAGAAAAUCGGGACUUUGAUUGACCUUGCUUCUGAUAAAAACUACAUCACUCAUAAGGCUGCUAAAAGACUGAGGUUAAGAAGUGAGAAGAUAACCUUAGUUGUGCAUGGAGUUGGUGGAAUGACCAUGAAGGUGAACACACAAAGGUAUCUCCUCAAAGUCAGAGUCAAGACUCCUAAAGACACAGAGAGAGCUCAUGAAAUGGUCUGCUAUGGCUUGGAUGAAAUCGCCAGAGUGCAUCAAGUAAUUGAACCUGAGCAGCUGAAAAAAUUCUUCCGAGAAGUCAAACUUGAAGAAUUGAAGAGGCCAGGAGAGGUUGAACUUCUCAUUAGCCACCGAGAGGGGAGAUUGGCGCCCCAGAGGGUGAAAGUCAUUGGAGACCUCGUCUUGUGGGAGGACCCACUAGGGAAAGCAGUGGGUGGAGCACAUCCCGACUUGCUUGAAGAAGUGGAGGUUGCAGCAUAUGAGUCCAAAACACACUUUGCUCGCUCCAUGAGGACAGCAGGUCUCAAAUAUGAAGAGAUCGAAGGUCAGUCAACUGACAGAGCCCAGCUGCAACAGAAAGAAAUGACUCAGACCAAAUUCACAGCCGCCAGUAACCGCAACCGCCAAAAUGUGGAGGAUGCCGAUGUUGAAACUGCCCACCAGGAGGAAAAGAAAUGA
Salarias fasciatus (jewelled blenny) is the source of this 1040-nucleotide messenger RNA. RefSeq lists its product as uncharacterized. The record is from RefSeq and is a predicted model, not a curated record. NCBI's taxonomy places the organism in Eukaryota, Metazoa, Chordata, Actinopteri, Blenniiformes, Blenniidae. Bases 228 to 1040 code for a protein of 270 amino acids. The transcript is spliced from 2 exons.